This is a messenger RNA of Telopea speciosissima, 2094 nucleotides long. RefSeq lists its product as uncharacterized. Lineage: Eukaryota; Viridiplantae; Streptophyta; Magnoliopsida; Proteales; Proteaceae. The coding region runs from base 1 to 2094 and encodes 697 amino acids. The record is from RefSeq and is a predicted model, not a curated record. The transcript is spliced from 4 exons.
AUGGAUGCUAUGAAUGCUUUUAAUGAUUGCAUUGAAGACAUAGCUGUUAAUGAUCUCAGAUGGAGUGGCUUUCCUCUUACCUGGAGUAAUAAAAGGGCUGGAAACAGUCGCAUUGCCUGCAAACUUGAUAGAGUCCUGGUCAAUGAAGAGUGGCUUCACUCCUUCCCUUCCUCCCAUGCAUCUUUUGAAAACCCAGGCAUAUCUGAUCACUCUCCCAUCUCCCUUGAUAUCCAGCCCUUUACUUCCUUUGGCCCCAAACCUUUCAAAUACUUUGAUAUGUGGUCUUCCCACCCAACCUUUCUCCCGGUUGUCCUUGAAGCUUGGCAAAAGCCUGUCUAUGCCUUCUCCUCCCCUCUCAUUGCCUUCUCCAAGAGGCUCAAAAAUGUCAAGGCUGCUCUCAAGGACUGGAACCUAAACAUAUUUGGCAAUAUUACUCUCCAAGUUCCAGAGUGUAAAGAUAGGCUUCAUUCCAUUCAAGCUAGGCUGCAGUCUGAUUUGCACAAUGUCUCCCUUGCUGCUGAAGAAAAAGUGGUCUCAAAUCAGCUCUCCUCCUUGCUAGCUAGUGAAGAAAGCUUUCUCAAGCAGAAGUCUAGAAUGCUCUCUCGGAAGGAUGGCUCUAUUGUCAACACAGUGAAGGAUAUUAAGGACUUGGCUGUCCAGCACUUCAAAGGAAUUUUCACAGGGCUGCAAGAAGACCAUGCUACUGUCCCUAGCCAUCUGCUCAACAAGUUUAUCGCCCCUGAAUUUCUGGAUUCCUUAAGUGCUAUCCCCAAAGAAGAAGAAAUAGUGAAAGCUAUUCACUCUCUCAAAGUCAUUGGUGCUCCGGGCCCGGAUGGCUUUAGUAUGGGCUUCUUUAUAGCUGCUUGGGACAUCAUUAAAUCUGAUCUUAUUGCUGCAAUUGAGAGCUUCUUUCUCAAUCCCAACCAAGUCAAUGGGAUCAACCACACCUUUCUCUGUCUCAUCCCCAAAAAAGAAGGAGCCAUUGCUAUGAAUGAUUUUAGGCACAUAGCCCUCUGCAACCUGCUGUACAAGUUUAUUGCCAAAAUCCUUGCUCGAAGGCUUAAGAGUGUGGUGGACCUAUUGGUUAGUGAUAACCAAACAGCUUUCAUUCCAGGCAGGAACAUCUCUGAUAAUAUCCUUUUGUGCAAUGACAUUGUUCGGGGCUUUGAAAGGAAGAAUCACUCCCCCUCACUGCUACUGAAGAUUGACAUCCACAAAGCUUUUGAUUCUAUUUGGUGGGACUUCAUUGCUCAACAAUUCAAAGAUCUCUCGGGCCUUCGUAUCAAUUCCUCCAAGUCCCUCAUCUUCUUUGCAGGAGUUUCGGAUUCUGACAAAGCUGCCUUCCUUGCCUCUUCAAGGUUCCUUGAAGGUCAGCUGCCUGUCAAGUUGGUCCUCAUUAGAUCAGUUUUGGAGGCUUCUUAUAUCUAUUGGUCGGGUAUCUAUGUGCUACCUCAAGUUACUAUCAAGGCUCUCGAAGCUCUUAUGGCUUCCUUCCUCUGGAAGGGUUCUGACACCUCGAGGUUUCUCCAUCCAUUGAGUUGGGCUGCUGUUUGCCUCCCCAAGAAGGAAGGAGGGUUAGGCAUUAGAAGAAUCAAAGAUGUCAAUUCAGCUGGUAUCAUCAAGCUUCUCUGGGAGAUUGCUUUGAAAAAGAAGAGCAUAUGGGUGGAUUGGAUUUAUUUGGGUCUUCUUCGCCAUGACUCUAUUUGGACUGCUGCCUCCUUAUCUGAUGCCUCUAGGGUCUGGAGAAAGAUCCUUGCCUGUCGUCCUUUAGUCCUUCAAGCUAUUCGCUCCAACAUUGGCGAUGGUCAAUCUACUUAUCUUUGGCUCGACAACUGGCAUCCUAGGGGAAUUCUCCUGCACCAGAUCACCCCUAGAUCCAUCUACUCCUCUGAUUUUCAUAGGCUUUCUUUGGUUGCUGAUAUCCUAGAUCACAAUGGUUGGGCUCCACCCCCAGCUGGCCCUUCCCUCACUGCCAUCUGGAAUGAGCUCCACUCUGUCACUAGAAGGCCUAUCUCUAGUGGUGACUGUGUUACUUGGUCUCGAGCAACUCUGGCUCCUUCUCUUCCAAGGCUGCUUGGAAUUUUGUCUGGCUGA